Chondrus crispus (carragheen) is the source of this 765-nucleotide messenger RNA. RefSeq lists its product as hypothetical. The coding region runs from base 1 to 765 and encodes 254 amino acids. Gene Ontology annotation, biological process: protein folding in endoplasmic reticulum. The transcript has a single exon. Gene Ontology annotation, cellular component: EMC complex; membrane. NCBI's taxonomy places the organism in Eukaryota, Rhodophyta, Florideophyceae, Gigartinales, Gigartinaceae. The record is from RefSeq and is a predicted model, not a curated record.
AUGACAGAACCAGAUCCGUCAUCCAUUGAUAUACCGCUUGAUCCAUUGCUUCGUGUAUGGGUCCUUCUUCCCAUCUGGAUUGCAACCCUUCUCAUGGGGCUUGUCCGUCGAAACGUAACAGCCCUCAUGACGAAAGAGCCCCCUACGACUCUUUUCAAGCAUCGAGACGCUGGUUAUCUCAAACGUUCAGUGAAACUGCGUCAAAACUUUUCCGCGAUUGCAUAUGAGCAAUUCGCCGCUCGCCGACAAUACCUUGCAGGCCCAGAAGGUGUGCUUCAUGUCGCAAAGAAGGAGAAAUCUGCGUUGACAGCCAUUAUGAAUCCAGAGAGUCUUGCGAAUCAGAUUAUGAGCGUCGUCAUGGCUAUCGUGCCUCACAUGGUGAUGGGCACAUGGGCGCGAUAUAUGUUCGCUGGAAUGGCUGUUUGUCGCCUUCCCUUCACGCUAACGCCCCGCUUUCGGCCAAUGCUACAGAGCGGUAUAGAGCUAGCGGGACAAAAUUUGGAUGUGAGCUACGUCAGUGCUCUUAGUUGGUACCUUCUUAGCAUGUUUGGGAAUGGUGGUUUGCUCUCGUUAAUUUCGAAAGGACACUCUGAUGACUUCGUCUUUGUUCCAAGCGUUGCCUCGCAAAUUUCACUCAAUAUGGCACCUGACAAGGUUUUUGCCCAGGAAAGAGAAGCUCUUGGCAAAAUCGUCCACAAACACACUAUGGGCCAGGAAGAGGACGCACUUCUGAUGAUUGACCCGGAGUCGUUUGCCGUUCUCUAG